AUGAAGUCUGCAAUUCUAUCUGUGACGAUAUUACGUCAAAAGCCGGAGAGGAUCACAGGCCAAGACAGCGUUGUGGUUGAGCUGCUGUCACAGGUAACAUGUUCCAACAAAUCAGUCGAGACGGUGAACCAGGCGUGUCUGGACGUGUACAAUAUUCCAAUACAAAUACCGUCCCCUCCCACCCUUGCUGAAGCCACACCCGAAGAUGCACUGCUGAUCAUCGAAAACUUCAUAGUAGAUGAGAGUGACACUUUGUGCAGUAAUCAGGAAAAUUACACGAAAGCUGUGGCCUGCCUCUACUAUGUCAACAAGAAAUGCAACAGUGUGUCUGCUCAAGACAACAGUAUUUAUCCAGCAGAAAGCGACUUUCAGCAACAGAUGACACAGUCCUGUGAUGCCAUCGCAAGUAUCACUGGUGGGGACAAUCACGCUGUCGAGGUCACAGCUACCUGUACACUAAACACAGUGGGGACAACCAUCGCUCAGUUAAGCCAGCAGUGUAUGAACCUCAACAGUGUACAGGAGCAACUCUCUGACGCCGCGAGUCUUUCUGGUGCCGCUUCGGCUGAUAUCGUCAUGGACUAUGUUAACUUACUGAUACAAAAGGACAGUAAAACAAUGUGCAGUUCUACAGAUGCUACUCUCAAGGCUACUACCUGCCUGUAUGCCGUCAUCUACAAGUGCCGGUUUGGUGGCUCCUUUAUAAAGACUGUGCCAACGCAGAACGAGACACGUAUGGGACUGGCAGCUACUUGCUCCAUUGUUGAAAGUAUUGUGACGGUUACUCCAGAAAUAGAGGCUCUCACGACAAACCUGCUGUGUUCGAACCAAACUGCCGUGCUUGCAGCUCAACAACAAUGCUUGAGUAUGCACAAUCUUCCGCUCAAUAUUCAGAACCCUCAGAGUCUGACCACUGGGGACCACAAUGCUGUCAUAGCGGCCAACACUCUUCUAAUAAGCAACACUGUAUUAGUGUGCCAGUGA
Molecule: messenger RNA, 984 nt
Organism: Haliotis rufescens (red abalone)
Lineage: Eukaryota; Metazoa; Mollusca; Gastropoda; Lepetellida; Haliotidae
Exons: 6
Coding region: 1-984 (327 amino acids)
Source: RefSeq, a predicted model, not a curated record